AUGGCCAACGAUCCGCAAACGGUCCCGUUGGACAACACUUUUCUCGAGACUAUCACAUACUUGGGAAGAGAGUUCCAAAGAUAUGCCGUCGACAACGGUGCCUACUUCGCGCCCAUAGACGAGGUAAAGAUGGCCCAUGGAGCCCCUGAAAUCCCUAAUCGCGUUGCUUAG
Messenger RNA from Colletotrichum siamense, 171 nucleotides. RefSeq lists its product as uncharacterized. NCBI's taxonomy places the organism in Eukaryota, Fungi, Ascomycota, Sordariomycetes, Glomerellales, Glomerellaceae. The transcript is spliced from 2 exons. The record is from RefSeq and is a predicted model, not a curated record. The coding region runs from base 1 to 171 and encodes 56 amino acids.